AUGACCGUGGACAUGGAAAAAUGCAAACGCAUAGUCCAAUACUUCUGGGACCCAGAACCCAGAAAUGAUGAACCUGCUACAGUGAUAUGGUGUCUGGGUCAACAAUAUGCAACCAGGGAGACCCAAAGUGACUCCAACGAAUCGCACGGUUCUUCAAAGCAUACCGAUUCUAGUAUACUGAAUGAUACAUGGCCAAAAGAUUUUAUCUCGGAUUUCGGAUCUCGAGUCUGGAUUACCUACCGAUCUAACUUCACACCGAUUCCACGAACCAAAACCCGGGAAGCAACCUCCUCAAUGACCCUAGGGGUACGAUUGAGAAGUCAGCUGAUGGACCCUCAGGGCUUCACAUCGGAUACAGGGUGGGGUUGCAUGAUUAGAUCCGGGCAAAGCCUACUUGCAAACACACUGUCAGUCCUAUUGCUGGGUAGAGAUUGGCGCCGUGGAGAAAAAGUGGAGGAGGAGUCCAUGCUGCUAUCGAUGUUCGCCGAUCACCCGGAUGCUCCAUUUUCUAUACAUCGCUUUGUCAAUCGCGGGGCAGAAUCAUGCGGAAAAUAUCCAGGAGAAUGGUUCGGCCCAUCGGCAACUGCCAAGUGCAUCCAGCUACUCUCCACCCAACAUGAGUCUCCCAGUAUCAAAGUCUACGUGACCGACACAUCAGAUGUCUACGAAGACAAAUUUACACAAGUGGCUCGUGACCAGUCAGGCAAAAUACAGCCAACAUUGAUCCUGAUUGGAACUAGACUGGGGAUUGACCAUAUCACUCCAGUAUACUGGGAUGGACUACGAGCUGCACUUGAAUAUCCCCAGUCCGUUGGCAUUGCGGGCGGGCGUCCAUCCGCAUCACAUUAUUUCCUCGGGGUUCAAGAUUCCUAUGUAUUUUUCCUCGAUCCCCACACCACUCGACCCACGACAGCAUAUCGACCAGAGGAGCUGUACACCCAAGAAGAACUGGAUAGCUACUAUACCACCCGACUACGGAGAAUUCAUAUCAAGGACAUGGACCCUAGCAUGCUGAUCGGGUUUUUGAUCAAGAACGACGAUGACUGGGCUGACUGGAAGAGUCGAGUUCAGUCGUCAGCUGGUAAGCCCAUUGUGCACAUCUUUCCCGGACAGAAACCAGAACACGGUGAAGCUCGAGCAGAAGCAGUUAAUGAAGUAGAAGUAUUGGAUGAUUCGGAUGGAUUGGAGUAG
Messenger RNA from Penicillium soppii, 1191 nucleotides. RefSeq names its product cysteine protease ATG4. The transcript is spliced from 5 exons. The record is from RefSeq and is a predicted model, not a curated record. Gene Ontology annotation, molecular function: protein-phosphatidylethanolamide deconjugating activity. The coding region runs from base 1 to 1191 and encodes 396 amino acids. NCBI's taxonomy places the organism in Eukaryota, Fungi, Ascomycota, Eurotiomycetes, Eurotiales, Aspergillaceae.